Messenger RNA from Siniperca chuatsi (mandarin fish), 3209 nucleotides. It is a transcript of the gene rxfp3.2b, whose product is annotated as relaxin family peptide receptor 3.2b. Gene Ontology annotation, cellular component: membrane. NCBI's taxonomy places the organism in Eukaryota, Metazoa, Chordata, Actinopteri, Centrarchiformes, Sinipercidae. The transcript has a single exon. Gene Ontology annotation, molecular function: G protein-coupled receptor activity. The record is from RefSeq and is a predicted model, not a curated record. The coding region runs from base 584 to 1786 and encodes 400 amino acids. Gene Ontology annotation, biological process: G protein-coupled receptor signaling pathway; immune response.
UUCACUGUUUUUAUGUUAUGUCCCCGAUCCUUCACCUGCACCUCCUCAUCAGAUGUGUAGAGUGAGAAUAUCAAACACAAGAGUGUGUGUUACUAUACAGUCGGAAUUCAGCAGAGGCGUCCUCUCCACACAUAUUUUACGCGCACCGCUGUUUCCACGUCUCCAAAAGCACAAACAUGAUUAUCUAGAAGGUGCCGGUAUCAUGUCAAAAUACAUUAAGCUUCACCUCUGACGGAUAUGCUGGGAUACUUUGAUGUGUCUGCGGUUAUCAAAGCGUGAACUCGCUCUAGUCCAAUAAUCUGGCUGGUGAGAAGUAGAGCGUCGACCGCGGGACUGAGCUCAGCGCGUUCACGUGGAACCUAUAAGCAGUCGUGGCGCGCAGAGCUGCGAGUAGUCGUGGAGAGAGGAGAAGAGGAUAAUUGUGGCAGAGGAUAGCAUCUACAGCGCUGUGGGAGAUAACCUGACACAGAUACAACAGGAAUGCUGAAAAUGCUAUCAUCACAAACUUCUUUCUAUCUCUUUUGUGACACUUAGUUGCCCAACUUUGCAGUACAAGGUGAUAUGUGAGCAAGAGAGUCCGGCCAUGCAGCUGAAUGAAACUGCAGUUCAAACACUGGCUCCAGAGUCAUGUGAGCAGCAAAUACUACAGGAGGACAACGCUGGAAACUGUAGCGGAGGUUCCACCAGCAACCUGUCGCUGCACUGCUGGCUGCAGCUCCUCACCAAGGAAUCUAUCAUGGAAUAUCAAGGAGACAGCUCCAGUCUUGUGGUGCGUGUGAUGAUAGCAUGUGUCUACUCUAUAGUCUGUGCACUUGGGCUAGUAGGAAACUCCCUGGCUCUGUAUCUGCUGCACUCACGUUACAGGCAGAAGCAAUCAUCCAUCAACUGCUUUGUGAUGGGACUGGCUAUCACAGACCUCCAGUUCGUUCUGACUUUACCUUUCUGGGCUGUGGACACAGCCCUGGACUUCCGCUGGCCAUUUGGCCGUGUGAUGUGCAAAAUCAUCAGCUCUGUCACCACCAUGAACAUGUAUGCCAGUGUGUUCUUUCUCACAGCUAUGAGCAUGGCGCGUUAUUACUCUAUCUCCUCUGCGCUAAAGAUGCAUAGCCGGCGGGCGGCAGCCGCUAGGGCCAAGUGGACCAGCCUGGGCAUCUGGACUGUCUCUCUGCUGGCCACUUUGCCUCAUGCCAUCUACUCCACCAGCGUCCAGGUGUCAGAUGAGGAGCUUUGCCUGGUGCGCUUCCCAGACUCAGGCAGCUGGCAUCCACAGCUUCUUCUGGGUCUAUACCAGCUGCAGAAGGUCCUGCUGGGCUUCCUUAUUCCUCUGAUCAUAAUCACUGUCUGCUACCUGCUUCUACUGCGCUUCAUCCUCAGCCGGCGCAUCACAGGUGCGGUGGGCCCAGACGUUGAGCAGGGCCGGCAAAGUCGUCGCUCCAAAGUGACCAAAUCCAUUGUCAUUGUGGUUCUGUCCUUUUUUCUGUGCUGGCUUCCCAAUCAGGCGCUGACACUGUGGGGAGUGCUCAUUAAGUUUGACCUCGUGCCCUUCAGCAAGGCUUUCUACAAUGCUCAGGCCUACGCCUUCCCCCUCACUGUGUGUUUGGCACACACCAACAGCUGCCUCAACCCGGUGCUCUACUGCCUGAUUCGCCAGGAGUUUCGGGCAGGUCUCAAGGAGCUUCUCCUCCACGCCACACCAUCCUUCACGAGCCUGACUCACCUGCUGCGUCGCAAGGCCAAAGUGGCUGAGGCGCCACCUGUUUUGGUGCUGGUCCAAAUGGAUGUCUGAAUUGAAGGACUGACUUACUGUGACAGAGGAGUUGAAGGAGUGAAUGACUAACUCACAAAGACAAUAAGUGAAAGCUUCCUGUAGUUCUGUUGAUCUGGAGUUGUUUACCAUGAUGGUGCAUUCAUCUCAAUCCUGUAAACACAGAAAGUCAAAAAUCUUUUUGGCUUUUGAAAACAACAAUGGACUACCCAGUGGGAAGUGCCCCACUUUAACUGCAGGCUGCAAAUGUUUUCACUUGUUAUACAAUGACUCUCUUUCUCUCUCUUGCCGCAUAGUAUGUCUCUGUCUUUCUCUCUCUGCCACUGACAGACUAUACAUAUGCUGCUCUCUGGUAAUUUGUCAUGAAUUUGUAUACAUGUCAAUCACAGUCUGACAUGAGCUCAGAAAAAUCUAAUAGUAAACUUCAAUUAACAUUUGCCACAGCAUCGGCAUUAUGAGUCAGAUUUAUCAUUCUUCACACUUGCAGUGUACAAGUACAGAUAAAACUCUCUGACUGAAUUGAUGAGGAAUUUACUUGGAUAAAACUAGAGUAAAUCAUGACUGAGAUGUUAAAAAAAACCUGAAAGAAACAAGUAUAGAAUAGAUUAUGAGUAAUGAGGAGGUUUCCCAGUGCUCUGGUCAGUUGCUGUGUUUGUUCCAUGGUGCAAUUGUGUACAUUGUUUCAUACAGUAAAAGUAAACUGGAAAAAAUGAAACCUAAACAAAUAAUUUUUUUAAAAGUAGGCUAAUAGUGAAUAGUAGUAUUUGCUACAUCUAAAAGACAGUGAAAGAGUAAAAUUAUUGAAAAGCCUAAUGGUAUAUAUUUGUUGAAAACUGAGAAAAUGGCAAGGUCAAGCAGUGUACAACAUCUGUUCAAUUUCUUUAGGAGUAAUAAAUGGCAUAUAGUUUUAUAUGUUUGCUGAAUUGUCUUGGGGAAAAGGUUCAUGACUGAAAAAAAUAAAAGGCAAAGAAAUCACAAGAAGGUACAAGAACUUAAAUCAAUUUCCUGUCCCUUUUCAAGGUAAGACAAUAUGACAUAAUACAUCAGAGGGUAUAACGAGUGUGUAAUUAGUGAGAUGCAUGCUGUCCUUGAGGAAACCUACGAGGAUCAAAAGCUGAGGUGAUUCCAAUGAGAUUUAUACUCCUGUGCAACAAAUCUUACACUGCUCACACCUUAGCUGUACUGUAAUACUGUAUUGUACACCAGCCUUUCCUUCUCUGUUAAAUUACACUCGUACGUAUGUUGAAGGAGCACAUAACUGAGUAAAAGUGACAUGAUAAUGUGAUCUUCUGUGAAUAUGUUGUCUCUCUGUAUUUUAUCAUGACUGUGACUAUAAUUAUGGGCUUUUAUAGAAGUCAUUUUGAUGUUUUGAUGGAAAAUUAUAUUGAUUGACACACUGUAAAUGAAACAAAGUAAAGAUUUAAUUAAAAGCUUUCAACUUGAA